This is a messenger RNA of Scatophagus argus, 8700 nucleotides long. RefSeq names its product SREBF chaperone. The coding region runs from base 977 to 5050 and encodes 1357 amino acids. The transcript has 23 exons. NCBI's taxonomy places the organism in Eukaryota, Metazoa, Chordata, Actinopteri, Scatophagidae. The record is from RefSeq and is a predicted model, not a curated record. Gene Ontology annotation, cellular component: endoplasmic reticulum membrane; Golgi membrane. Gene Ontology annotation, biological process: SREBP signaling pathway. Gene Ontology annotation, molecular function: protein binding; sterol binding.
CAGUGUAGGGUAUUUCUAAGUGUACAGUCUGAUAUAGCUCUGAUAAAGGUCAUCUGUUAACUCAUUGUACCCUUUAUCAGUUUUAUUGCAGGCAUAAAUCUACAUUAAUCUGCACCCGCCUAAAUGAUUUUGUGCUUGCAGUGUGAAGUAAUAUGUCUGUCAUGUCCGGUGGUACCGGUGCUGGUUUCUCACGUGGGGAGGCGUAUAGACUGCUCUUUAUUAGAUAGUAUUUGCCUCACAUAUGUGUGCAAAAGCACAGGGUUUUCCAACAGACAUUUUGCAAGCUGCUGUAAAGUAGAAAUGUAAUUUUUAUUCCCUCAUCUGUAGUAGCUGGUUUAUUCCAAUCUGGCCAGACAGAAUAGGAUUUCCAAACAAUUGCUGGUCACCUGCCAAAGUGUCUGAAGAGACACAAACUCACCAGCCUGAAACAACAGUCUACCCCAGCUCGACGCGGCGCUGGUGUAAAUUUUCCGCCUUGCUUAUGAAGUUUUGGCUCUCCCUCAAACUUGUCAUGCGUGAGUGUUUUGGUGUGCAGCAACGUACAGUUAGGCUGCGUACAAGCUGUGAACAGAGGAGGUGGAAAGCAGGAGGGGGUGGCCAUAGGCCCUGAGCCCUGCUCGUUGAGUUUCCGAUCGGCUCAAUCCCGGAUUAGUUCACUGACGGAGAUGCUGCUGAGCCUUUGCCAAAUCAGGUCUCGCUGCUACACCCACAUAACAGCACAGCACUCAGUGAACAGACAGCAGAGAGAUGGAGGCAUUCACUGAAAGUUUUCCCCUGCUAGACACUGAGCAGGACCAGAACCUGACUGAGAGUGGACUUGCCUACAGAAGAAGAGAGCAGAAAGGCUUUGCUUCAAGGAUCCUUUUGACCUUUACAGAUCCCAUUGUGCAAGCUUACCAGGACGUUGCUGUUUUUACUGUAUAGGGUAUUUAUAACAGCAGAUCAAGGGACUCCUGAGGCGAAUUCCUCUCAGGGAAUGUUUCCGUUGCUCCCGGGGGGACGAGCUAAGCAGUCGCACACUCUCUCUGAAUCAAGAGGGGAGCACUAUGUUAACAACAGGGCACCGCUCAAACUUAAAACAGCAAGUGCUGCUGCCUUCAGGGGACAUAAGCGUCCACGAACCAGAGAGAUAGCCUGGUCUCCCGUUAGCAGGUCCCUGGAUGCCCCGCGGCGCACCGUCCUCAGCCGCGCAGUGCUUCCCAAUGGCUGGGAGUUGACGCCGUCCACCAAGAUGACGCUGCGUGAGCAGCUGAGAGAGAAGAUCUCGGCGGCCUUCUACCGCCACGGGCUGCUGUGUGCCUCCUACCCAGUACCCAUCAUCCUUUUCACCUCCGCCAGCAUCCUCACUUGCUGCUAUCCGUUAUUGAGGCUACCCCUGCCUGGGACAGGUCCUGUGGAGUUCACCACAGGGGUGCGAGACUACAGCGUCCCUUCCCAUGAGCCUCAGGGAGACCUCGGAGAACAACCCGACUGGUAUCGGGGUCCUCCGGUAGCCUAUAUCCAGCAGGUGCUGGUGAAGGCGGCGGUGUCUCCAUGGGACAGCAGCCUGGUGCCGGUGGAUGUAUUUCGGUCACCGCUGGGUCGAGCCUUUAGCCUGCUGGAGGAGAUCCGCAACCAUGUUCACUCUGACAGCUCCGGGAUUCGUAGUCUGGAGUCGCUGUGUCUCCAGGUGACAGGUCUGUUUCCUGGGCUGCGGCGGAUGCAGUCGGUGCUGCCAGAGCACGGCUGCCUGCUCGUUUCUCCUGGAAACUACUGGCAGAACCAGCGGGAGCUGUUUGACUCGGACCCCGACCUCCUCAAGACCAUCCAGAAACAUGAACCGAAAGGCCUGCACACCUCAGCCACGCUGCGAGAUCUGCUGUUUGGCGUCCCUGGAAAGUACACUGGCGUCAGUCACUACAACAGGAAGAGGGUGGUGACAUACACAAUCACUGUGGUGCUGUCCAGCUAUGACGCAGGGUUCCUGGGCAGCCUGCGGGCCCGUCUGAAGCAGCUCCACCCGUCGGCCAACUGCAGCCUGAGAGACGACCACAUGGUUCACGUCCACUUCAAAGAGGAGAUCGGCAUCGCGGAGCUCAUCCCCCUCGUCACCACAUACAUCAUCCUUUUUGCCUACAUCUACUUCUCCACACGUAAGAUCGACAUGGUGAAGUCUAAGUGGGGUCUGGCUCUGGCUGCUGUGGUGACAGUCCUCAGCUCUCUGCUCAUGUCUGUGGGACUGUGCACCCUGUUUGGACUGACACCCACGCUCAACGGAGGGGAGAUUUUUCCUUACCUGGUGGUGGUGAUUGGCCUGGAGAACGUCUUGGUCCUCACCAAGUCUGUAGUGUCCACUCCUGUUGACCUCGAGGUCAAACUUCGCAUAGCUCAGGGCCUUAGUAAUGAGAGCUGGUCUAUCAUGAAGAACAUGGCCACUGAACUGUGCAUCAUCCUCAUUGGAUAUUUCACUCUGGUGCCAGCUAUCCAGGAGUUCUGUCUGUUUGCUGUUGUGGGAUUGGUGUCUGAUUUCUUCCUGCAGAUGUUCUUUUUCACGACAGUACUGUCUAUUGACAUCCGACGCAUGGAGCUGGCUGACUUGAACCGCCGCCUACCAGCCGAAGCAGGACUACCACCACCAAAGCCUGGCCCGCUGCGUCCACGCGAGGUCCCCCCUCCACCCCGACCCUCCCCCCACACAAUCACCCUGCAGACCCCAGCCUUCAGGAACCUGAGGCUUCCUAAGAGGCUACGUGUGGUGUACUUCCUGGCCCGCACACGCCUGGCUCAGCGCAUCAUCAUGGCUGGCACUGUGAUCUGGAUCGGCAUCCUCGUCUACACUGACCCAGCCGGAAUACGCACCUACCUUGCUGCACAGGUGUCUGAGCAAAGCCCUCUGGGAGAUCACGGAGGAGGGGGUCUGCCCCCUCACCUGGGAGUAGCCCCCGUCUUUCGGGGAGGAGAUCCUACCAGCACCCUCAGCAUCCACCCCGCACCAGAUCCGACACCCUUACCUGAGAACCAAUCACAGGGCCACCAUGGCUCAGCCAGGGCAGGGCCCCUCCCCCAGGCUCCACCUGCUGUGCCCCAGAUCACCUGGGGUGCUGAGGACGAGGAGGGCUGGAGGAGGCUCUCCUUUAGGCACUGGCCAUCGCUCUUCAGCUACUAUAACAUCACUUUAGCUAAGAGGUACAUCAGCAUCCUGCCUAUCAUUCCCGUCACCGUUCACCUGAGCCCUCAGGAGGCCAUUGAGGCACGACACCCUCAGGACACCAGACACCCUCCUCCACCCAUUCCCAAAGCGUCUGCAGAUCUGCAGACAGACCUCACCCUUUACAAGGUGGCAGCUCUGGGCUUGGCAGCAGGCGUCCUGCUGGUUUUGCUGCUCUUCUGUCUCUACCGGGUUCUCUGCCCACGUAACUAUGGCCAGAAUGGCGUCGCUCACGGGCGCCGACGCCGAGGAGACCUGCCCUGCGACGAUUACGGCUACUCACCUCCCGUCAGCGAGAUCUCACCUCUGCUGCUGAGGGGCCAUAGUAUGGACAUCGAGUGUUUGGCCAGCGACGGGAUGCUGCUGGCUAGCUGUUGCCUGGCAGGACAGAUUCGGGUUUGGGACGCCCAGACUGGUGACUGUUUGACCGUCAUCCCAAAUCACGGGCUCAGACGGAGCAGCAGCAGUGGCUGCUGGGAGCAGCGCGAUGGCUGGGACAGCAUGAGCGGAGCGGCAGAGUCGGAGUGUUUAGGCUCUGAAGCUGGUGGUGCCUGCGUUGCUGGUGACGGCCUGUCCGAGGAGGAGGGCUACCCUCUGAGACGGCGCGCUGCUCCCGCCCGGCCGACCCUGUUCACCGACCAGCCCGAUCUAACCCCGCUCAUCGACACCAAUUUCACCUCCCAGCCCCCUUCCCACCUCUCCACCCCACCCAGGGGAGGCUUCGACUUCGGAGGUCUGGUGGAGCGUGCCUACAUGGAGCACGAGCCCCCUUCACCCUCCACCUACCCCUCACCUUCCUCAGCCUCCUCCUCACCGCCCUCAGGAGCUCAUCUCCAGAGGAGACCCAGCUUAGGGGACACAGCUGCAUUCUUAGCCCAAGAGAGAGCCUGCACAGUGGGGACGCAGGCGACAGCAGACUGGGAAAGUUCUGUGUGGGCCAUGGAGCUGAGAGGAAACCUGAUAGCUGCUGGGAGGAGCAGCGGCAAACUGGAGCUGUGGGAUGCGGUCGAAGGGUCGUUACGCUGCAGUAAUGAAGACGGGGUUUCUGGGAUCACAGCUCUGGCCUUCCUCAACAACAGAAUCGUAGCGGCUCGGCUCAACGGGUCAUUAGAUUUCUUCACCGUUGAGAUCAACAAACCUCUGUGUCUGCUGCAGUACAGAGGUGCCCCUGGGCGCGGCAGCAUGCCUACCUCUCCCUGUUACAGCAGCGAGGAUGUGAUCAGCUGCCAGCUCACGCGCUCCGUACAGUGCGCCCACCAGAAGCCAAUCACGGUGCUGCGAGCGGCCGCCGGCAGGGUCGUCACCGGUAGCCAGGACCACACUGUCCGGAUUUAUCGUCUGGAGGACUCGUGUUGCCUCUUCACCCUGCAGGGUCACUCUGGAGGGAUCACAGCCAUCUACAUAGACCAGACGAUGGUUCUGGCGAGCGGCGGGCAGGACGGCGCCAUCUGCCUGUGGGACGUCCUGACAGGUAGCCGCGUCAGCCAUGUUUACGGUCACCGAGGCGACGUCACCUCGCUGGUCUGCACCACCUCUUGUGUCAUCAGCUCGGGACUGGAUGACCUCAUCUGCAUCUGGGACCGCAGCACCGGGAUCAAGCUCUACUCCAUACAGCAGGAGGUGGGUUGUGGUGCCAGUCUGGGAGUGAUCUCUGAGUCUCUCCUGGUGACGGGGGGCCAGGGCUGCGUCUCCUUCUGGGACCUGAACUUUGGAGACCUGCUGCAGACAGUCUAUCUGGGCCAGAGCAGCGACGGACAGGGCGUCAGGCAGCUGCUGGUGCUCGACAACGCCGCCAUCGUCUGCGACUUCGGCAGCGAGCUCAGCCUGGUCUACGUGCCCUCUGUGCUGGAGAAACUAGACUGAGGGACGGGUGGUCGGACGCAGCAGUCAAUACCGGUGGGAAUACUCAUCGAGGAAGAAAAAGUGCACUCAGAACGUUUCCUCUGAAUCGUUUUGACUCUCACUGGUUUUUUGCUUCUUUUGUUGUUUCUGACACCCAAAGGAGGCACGAUCAUAAGACUGGCUUCCAUGUGGAUACAAGGCUCUCUAUUUUUCUUUAAGUACAGGACUGGAUGUAAUGAGGAAAAACAAAAGCUGGGGACUGAUUGUGCAACCUGCUGCAUUUGAUCUGAGGGGGGUGGCAGACCCUUGUUACCCUCGUGUUUUGAGGGUCGUGAGGUUCAAGAAAAGCUGGAUGUUUCUCACUUGAAGGAGAUCCACCAGUCACCGGUUUGUGCUUUGUUUUUGCGCGUGUGUGUUUGUUUUGUGGCUCUGCCCUCUAUGCUGCUGACACGGGUGGGGCUUUCACUGUGACCCACCCGUCCAGAGAGGAAGAUGAAACUAUCUCCUUAUUUUUUAAUAUUCCUGCUGCCUCGUUUGCCUGACGAGCGAAGUGCAGCCACGGCGAGCCCGACGGCUCUACAGCCGGUUGGGAUGAGCUGCGCAGUUCGACAUAAGUGUGUGUGUUUGGGACCGAAUGAAUGGAUUUAGGCCUUUUUAGGGCAAAACACUGCUGAGAACAAAAAUUCGGUUAUAUGUGAAGUGUGUGUGUGUGUGUGUAUGUGUGUGAGGGAGAACUGAUGAUUAUUGUAUAAAGUAAACCUCCAGAGGGGGCUUUUUUUAUAUGUAUAAAUCUGUUAUUUAUUAGCGAUACAUUUUUGAAUAACACUUUGUUUAUGAAUGGCUAAUCCCAGCUCUUAAACAAGAAUAUAAUAAUGUGGAAAUAAUAACAAAAAAAUAAGGUGGUAAUUAUUUGUUUGGCAGGGUUGGGGAAUCUGUUAUGUCACGAUUUGUUUUAACGUUGAACUGGAAUCAUUGGGGUGUUUGUUGGCAGUUGGGGGCUGAAAGAGAGAAGGUUCCUCCUUUUUUACCCCUCUGAUCCUGAUCUGGGGUUACUGAUGCCGAGCGAGGGCCCCCGUUUGCUGCACGUUUGUUGGGCUACCUCCAUUUUCCAAACUGCUUGAAUUUUGAAUGAGAAUGCUGAUGACAUGUCCAUUUUUUCUUUCUUUUUGUAAAUGGUGCCCCGUAGAGAUUUUUUUAUAUCACUGUAACUGGUCCAACUUAAAUUUCCAGUCUAGGAUUUUCAUUUUGGCCACUGACAAUAUCAAAACAGAGUGAAGUGCAUCCAACAUGAGACCCCUCGCUAUCAUUUACAUGUUGGAGAUGCAAACCUGAGUGGAUUUGGCUGAAAACCUGUCUGCCUUUUUCUGCAGCCAUCAGUGAAAAUGUGAAGAAAUAGACUCCUUUAGAGACUCCAAACUACCUAAACAGUUGUUUUGGCUCAGUUUUAUGCUACAAGCUAAUAAUACGCACAGAUGCUCUUGUUUAGCCAACAACUUACAUGCUCUUUCUGGGCUCCUGCAGUCAUUUUUUAAUUCACUGUUACUUUGUUGAUAAAUCUUUAUAUCAGGACUAAAACUUUUCCACGCACUUCACAUUAUGUAUGACUGGAAUUGAGUUUGUUGGAUGAAAUGAUUCCUUGGCUCUGCCCACUGAGGCUGAACAACCAAUACAAAUAUUUAUCUAAUUUACUCAUCAAGCUAUUAAUUCUUUUUUUUUAUUUAUCAGAAUCCACUCUUACUGUUGAUGUGCUAAUGUUACUGUCACAAUCAGAUGUAGGACUGGUUCAGUGAAGUAAGAAUGAUUAAUUACCAACACGCAGUCUCUGUUAAAUUCCCUUACAGCUCGUCUACUUACCUUUUAACACUUUAGUACGUCCUGUUUUAUUCCACAACAUUCAAGUCACUCAUAAAAAAUAAGGAAAGUCGUUUGGCUUCACCUGCUAGUCAGUGCCUGAACUUCACCCCUUUACUGUGGACACCUGCUGAAUGUAGUCCUGCAGGUUUAAGACUAAGACACCAAUCAUCUGCCGUCUACUGAAUGUUGUCCCAGAAGAAGGUGUGACGAACAAAUCUGUUAAAAACCGGCGACUGAAUCCCUUACGGUAUCGCAUCGUUAAUUCUCUGCACUACUAACCCUCUCUGACGCGCACGCUCACACACAUUAGGCACUUUGGCGAACAUUAGCUCACAUAAAGGAAGUGUGGACCUAACUAAAGUGAGUUCACAGCUGCGGCACUAGUUAACAUGCACACUGCAGAUGUGUCGAGGUCGCAGGUCUGGUGUCACUGGGAUGCGGCGACCAAGUGUUUCCUGUUCUGCUGAAAAUGGUUUGGACAGCUGCUCAUGUUGAGUUAUUAUUUGCAUUGAAUUGACCCACAGAAACCAGACCUGUGACCUCCUUGGCAUUGUAACCUGUUAAUUUAUUAGCUUUGUGUUUUCUGUUGUAAAUGGUAGUGAAAAAGCUUUUUAGAAAUGGGAAAAUGUGUAGCUAGGGUUGUUUUUCUUUGUUUUGUUUACUUCUGUUUUCUAGCAAUGUGAAUUUGAUUUAAAGUUGGAGAUUUUGGGAGAUUGGUUUGAUGUUGUUUCUGAUGGAAGGUUACAUAUGAGUUAGCACUCAAUUUAAUCUUAAUCUUAACAGUUAAUUUCCAGCUAGCAGUCAGUCAUCAUAAAGGCUGGAAAUGGAUUAGCAGCUAGCGUGGCUGUGCUUGAUGGUAACAGAAUCGGUUCCAUGACAUUCUUCCAUUGGCUCAUUAUUCCCUGCAUUAAGUUAAACAUUACAUAACAUUGCACAUGUGCAGUAACAAACAGGUGCUGACACACAGAUAUCUUCUACUUAUUUAUGCCCCAGUGUCCUUAAACGUGCACCGUGGCAUCGAGGCAGAAAAGGUGCGAAAAUUCGGAGCCGUUUGAUAUUCCUGUAAAAUCACUGGAGUGAAUAGCAGUUGUUAAGCUAGCUAAGCUAACCUGCUGCUGGCUGUAGCCUUAUAUUUAUAACUGACCGUUAUUAGAGUGGUACUGAUCUUCUCUUGUCUAAUUCUCCACCAGAAAGUGAAUAAAAUGUCCCAAAAUGUCGAACUUGUUCCUUUAAGGACGGAGGGUUGGUGUGGCAAUUUCACUUGAAUCUUAGCUUCUCCUGAAUGUUGUGUUUCACGGGGACUUGUGACUAUCUGUAUCCAACAGAACAAAUGCGGUUCUGCCUGAUUUAUUUCAGUAAACCGUGCUUGUUGUUGCUUCUGAGCUUCCAACACACCUUUUCAUCUGGCUUUCUGUGUAUCAUAUCAGGUUUGUGGAUGCAGCCAUGACAUCCUUUGAGUAGUUAAAGCAGAGAAAGGUUGAUUCUCACAGUAACUGCAGAACUCUAUUUCCUGCUUUGUGGUCCACCUGAUCUCCCACCGGCUGACUAAACAAGUAGAAAUCAGAUUCUGUAUCUUUCAGUUUUCCACUGUUGAGACAGCUGAGGUGAAAAUCAGAGCUGUGGGAGAAGAAACAAAAUUCUGUAACAGUUUAGUCUGAAAAUCCCCAAGUCUCCUCCUUCCCCCCAUUUAGCCUCCUCCCUUCAUUGGCUGGCUACAAUCUACACAGGCUGUAGUAGUGGAGGUAACUUAUUUACUAUUUUGUAAUGCGCAAAACUUUUUACUAAUUUUCAAAUAAAGAGGCUUUGAUACCACAAAA